AUGGAAAUCACCAGUUUCGUCCUCCAGGGACGUGACAACUCCCUCGUCUAUGGUGACUACUCCACCUAUCACAGCCAGCUGUCCAAGCGCCUGCUGAGCUCGCGCAAGAAGCUCGGCAUCGCCACGCGGAACCGUGGCAAGUACCACAAGGCCGAGGCUAUCACUUCUGAAAGAAUUGCGGAGAACCGAGAAUACAUCCAUCUGUUGCUGCUCACCAGCGAGCGGGCUUGGGCGCAAGCCAUGUCAAUAAAGGCCGCCCAUGCGAAGAUACGGACGAAGGGAAUUUCUGGGCGUACAAAAUCACACGUCAUUUCUCGACUGAGCCGAGCUGCCAAUACUGCCCAAAACCUCGUCAACGCUCUCUCGGAGACUGCCGUAUCGGGCGCCUCGACUCACGAUAUUCUCGAAGCGAAAGCCUACCACGCGCUCAUCGCCGGCGCUCUGCAGUUCGAGAAGCACGCCUGGGAGCUCUGCCUCCAAAGCUACGCUGUCUCUAGAGUCAUUUACACAGCAUUGACCACGGCCGGAAAGGGCGACAUUUACAAGGAUCUUCUUGUUGAUACUAUAGACCCGUCCCUUCGAUUCGCUGCCUAUCAGCUCAAGACGCCACGUACCAUUCCCAUCCCCACCAUUGCGCACAAAGCCUUCCCCGAUUCCAACACGGUGCUCGUAGAGCAGGUCAACGAGGUCGACCCUGGUGCUUUGUCUGGCGAGUCUGACGCAAAAACGAGUCUCGGGAAUCCUGAAAAGGCUCCGGAAACCAUUACCUGGCGAUCACGCGAAGUGCGCAUCGAGGACGCCCAAAUCGCUCUUGCCUGGGCUUCCGUCAACGCCUCAAAGCAAAGCCUAGCUGAAAACCUAGCCAAGGUUAAAGCUCGGUCCCCUCGCGAGGCGGCCGCUGCGUACGACGACAUCCUGACGACCACGCUGGACGCCGUAGAUGCUACCCAGAAAGCUAUCAAUGAGCUCCGCGAAGAAGGCGUCGCGCAGAGCGACCCCCGCAUGCAGAGCUUGCAAAUCACCCGCACCGCCGUCAACUUUGAAAUGACCAGCUGGAGAAUCGGCCGCAACCGAGUGCUGAUGGGAGAGUCUGACGGUGCUGUCGAGGAGCACGGCCGAUCCAAGGCCAUUAAGAAGGCAGAAGCCGAGGGCAAGGAGGGCGACGAGUCUGGCCCUACCGAGCUCCCCAUCGCGCGAAAGCUUGCGAAGCUGAAGCAGAGGGUUGCGCUGUACGAUGGAACUCUCCAAAACAUCGAAUCUAUCAAGAAUCUUCCCGGCGUGGCCGCCGACCAGGCACUUUCAGACAAGCUGGCUGCUUUUUCCAGCUAUUUUGCUGCUCUCAAAGCUUUGGCCAUUGCUCGCUCCCACGCCAUCAUUGGCAACGUCGCAAACGCGCUCGCCCUUAUCCAGCACGCCUUUGACCGCUGCCAGUUCGCCACCAAACAGCUCAGCACCGCCGCCACCGCUACCGCUAACGAGACCGCCGCUGGCUCGCCCCUUAACAUCGAGGUGUCGCCCGAGGCCGUCCAACGGCUCCUCGACCUCGUCCAGGGCGAGCUGCGCCGCCACCAGGCCAUCGUCCACGUCGAUAAUCUCCGCAAAGAAGAGCUAGCCAAAAGCACAACCGCCCCAGCGCCGCUCGUGGAACGCCUGCACCAGUACCCCGCGGGCGGUGUCGACCUCGCCAACGUGGUCGAGUUCCCGCCCAAGAAGGCCUUCAUCCCCGUCAAGCCCAUCUUCCUCGAUGUCGCCUGGAACUACAUUAGCUAUCCCGGCAAGGCGCCUGCCGCAGCCCAGGCGUCACCUGCCGCGGCGACCGCCGCGGCGAAGGCGAGCGAGCCGGCACAGCCGCAGAAGAGAGGAUGGUUUGGCUUCGGCAGGUAA
Molecule: messenger RNA, 1884 nt
Organism: Cordyceps fumosorosea ARSEF 2679
Lineage: Eukaryota; Fungi; Ascomycota; Sordariomycetes; Hypocreales; Cordycipitaceae
Exons: 3
Coding region: 1-1884 (627 amino acids)
Biological process (GO): SRP-dependent cotranslational protein targeting to membrane
Cellular component (GO): signal recognition particle, endoplasmic reticulum targeting
Molecular function (GO): 7S RNA binding; endoplasmic reticulum signal sequence receptor activity; signal recognition particle binding
Source: RefSeq, a predicted model, not a curated record